Messenger RNA from Strongylocentrotus purpuratus (purple sea urchin), 3534 nucleotides. RefSeq names its product monocarboxylate transporter 12. The transcript has 6 exons. Gene Ontology annotation, biological process: transmembrane transport. Bases 384 to 2000 code for a protein of 538 amino acids. Lineage: Eukaryota; Metazoa; Echinodermata; Echinoidea; Camarodonta; Strongylocentrotidae. The record is from RefSeq and is a predicted model, not a curated record. Gene Ontology annotation, molecular function: transmembrane transporter activity.
CGGACUCGCAUAAUGCAUUGUGAACUAAAGUCAUGUAGAAUCAUAAUGCAUUGUGAUCUACAGUCGUGACUACCGUGUUUGGGUAAGCAGACGAUAAGCUCGACGGUGACCGCCGUAAACGAGCGCUCGUCGAUAUGGAUAUGCACGGAGUAUUAAAAAGGAAAGAAAGAGAAAACAAUAUGGGUCACAAUUCCCUUAUCGCUGUAUCUAUAGUGAGCUAGCCAAACAGUGCACCUCCCUGGUCCGUUCAACCUUCGCUCCAGAUUGCUUGUUUUUAAUAUUUUCACUGCUGCUUGAACUGCUUCACGACUAUCGAUCCUGCUGGAUAUAGUGCAGUGCAUUUCUCGGACACACAACAACAGCUCGCUAGCUUGCAGUAUACUAUGUCUUGCACUUGCAGCUGGUGGGAGAGGCUCUCCUGCCCAGCCAUCCUGCCGGAUAGGUAUCGGCGACAGUGGAAAUGGAUUGUGACAGUUUCUCUAGCCGUUGUUUACUUCGUAUCGUGGGGAAAUAUUCAUAGUUAUCCAUUGCUAUUUGGUCCCUUGCAGGAGGAAUUUAAAACGUCAGCUAUCGAAACGGGAUGGGUGGGAUCUGUCAACAUUGGCCUUAACUGUUUAGCCAGCCCGCUAGCGGCUUUCUUGGAAAGAAAAAUUGGCUUUCGCAUGACAACAGCUCUGGGGGUUCUCCUGUGCGCCGUCGGUGUUUUCUCGUCGUCGUUUGCGCCGCAACUCUUCAUGCUGUACUUCACGUACGGGACUAUGUACGGCUUAGGUAUCAACCUCUCCUUCCAUGCCAGCCUGUGCCUCAUGGUGCAGUACUUCCCGACCCAGAACUGUCGCAGGGCCACUUCUAUUAUCAUGAUCGGAGGAACCUCUGGAAUGUUGGUGUUCAGUCCUGUCAUGGAGAGAUUAAUCCGAAUGUUCACGUGGCGUGGAGCGCUAAGGAUCAGCGGCAUCUUCGUUCUCUGUCUCGGGCUUCCCUUCGCCUUACUCUGCAAGUCACCCGAAGAGACUGCUAAAGAGGUAGAAAGGGUGGACAGAAAGUACAGCAAAUGCGCAGAGGCCCUCGAGGACUCGGUAGGCAAGUACAAACGGGACCUGCAGAAGGUUUACCCAGAGGAUGAUACGGACGAUCGGAGGGUCUGGAAGACGAACUCUUCCGAGGACUGUGACGAUAAUGAAAACGAGGAUGAGGGAUGUUCAUUGCGCGGCGGCUCGAAGACACAUGGUACGAACUCAAACUGUAUAAGUGAUAAAGAACAUGCCAUUGAUCUUCUAGAGAACGUUGUUGUCCAGGAAGAAGAAGAGAAGUUAGGAUGCCAGAAGUGGCUCUUUAUCCUUGGCUCUUGGAGAUCCUGGUUUUUCCUUGUCUCGGUUUUCAUCUCAACAUUUUCGUGGAGCUUUUACUGGGUUAACCUUGUAAGCCAUCUGUCAAACGUUGGGUUUUCACAGCGCCAGAGUGCUCUGGUCCUCUCCACGUGUGCGGCAGCUGAGUUAAUCACCAAAGUGCUUCUUGCCCUCUUCGGUGACCGUCUUCCGGUCAGCAACGUCUCGAUCCUGGCCAUACAGGGUAUCAUCACCAGUGCCUUCACAGUCGGCGUCAUGUACAUCAACAGCUUCGGCGUCGGCAUUGGUAUUAUACUAGGUGUUGGAAGUAUGCGGGGUGUCUACCAGGUGGUUCCGUACAUGGGCUGUGUGGAGAUCAUCGGGACAAGGUGGGGUGACGAGGCUCAGACACUUACCCUUUUUGUCCAGGGCUUGGGCUACCUUGUUGGUGCCCUUCCUUCAGGUGCAAUAUUUGACCUCACACAGUCCUACCAAACGUGUCUAGUUAUGGUCGCCGUUCUCUUCAUCGUGUCGUCGGUGGCGCUGUUCAUCAUUCAAAUCUUCGAUCGUUUCCGUGCCAGAAAAGAGAAAGAACUACCUGCAACCACCGACGUAACUUCGAUACACUUUGCCUUACAAAAUGAGGUUAUUAGCGACAGGGUCACUGCUUUAUAAAAUAGUGAAUGGAAAGAUUAUUGAGAUAUUUGUGGUGUGAGAGAUAGAUAUAGUGAGAGAGAGAGAGAAGAGAGAGAGAAAAUGUAUACAAAGUAUAUAUGGACUACCGAUCUUUACAAUUUUUUUCCGUAGAGAUCAGUGGUAUGGUCCUUCUUUUUUGUGUGUGAAAUGAAUCUCUUGCUCAGAAUAUAUGAUAUAUCUUUCUCAUUGUUGUCAUAUUAUAUUAGUCAUGUAGAUGGAGACCAGUAGAAAAUACCUCAUAUAUUGAUAAUCAGUGUGACACAUAUAAUGUGAAAUACCCAUUGUACAUGUACAUUAUUAUUGUCUUUCAGUUUAUUAUUCUAUAAAUAAUUUUUGACGCACAAAUUGUGCAAUAUGGUUUAUACUGUACGAGUAAAUUGCAUUUUACCACUGUGUUGUGAUCAAAUCUAGUCGGAGGAAGAAAAAGGUUAGAAUUGCUACCUCUGAACUUUAUUUUUUGUUAUAUACUUUCAUUUUAUAUAAUAUUUUUUUUUGUUGCGGUGGUGUUAUAGGUUUUGUCAAAAGAACGAUCGCCGAUGCCAAAAAAAAUGAUGGUGCAAAUUAAAAUAAUGAGGAACAUGUGAUUCUGUUCUAUCGUUCCCCUAAAAAGUUUGCCAGUAGUUCGUCCAUUUUACAUGCAUUAAAUAAUGGUGUUUCAUGGUAACGCUACCAUUUUUCAUAGUCAUAUCAAGAGGUUUUGCAUUCAUGGAUGAAAUAUGGAUUGUGCUGCACUCCACCCAGGUGAAGUAAAUGGGGACCUGGUAGGAAUUUGUUCCUUGAAACGCAGAGCGCUUGACAGCUGCUGUGCUAAAAGCCAGGGUCAUUAUGCUACAUUAUUGUAGAGCGCUUAGAGACUUCUGAUAAAGUAAGUGUUAUGCGCUAUAUAAGUAAAUUAUUAUGAAUAAAUGAAAUAUGCCGUAUGGGUUACGUUGCACACAAUCGCCCUUUUACAUUUCUUCACAUUUGUUCCACUAUUUCUGUAGAAAAAAAUGGAAAACAAAUAAAAUAAAUGAAGAGCAGAUAAGGAAUUGAAAAUACAGUCCUUUUCGUUGCACUGGAUUUAGGCAGUGAAUAUUUAGAUUUUAACAGUUUAAGAUUUAAAUUCGACUAAGAGUCUUAGAUAAUCAUGCUCUGAAAUCAUGAUCUGUUCGUCUCAGUAAACUACAUUCCUAAGUGCUGUAUCUCGUGUGGAGUUUCUACUAGGAAUAAAAACAAAGCCACUGGUUUCCAUUUUGCUGUUUGAUAUAUGAACUUCAGGUAGCCCUCAUCGGGUACAACAAGAAUGUCUAUCUUUUUGGUCAGCGUGCCUUUUUUUCUAGGUUUAAAAAAAUGACAAUUAUGACCGUUGAUAAAACUUCAGGUUUUCACAGUGAAUAAAUAAUUUUGUUUAAACAUGUAUGUCUAUCUUUUUGGUCAGCGUGCCUUUUUUUCUAGGUUUAAAAAAAUGACAAUUAUGACCGUUGAUAAAACUUCAGGUUUUCACAGUGAAUAAAUAAUUUUGUUUAAACAUGUA